UGCUUGAGCAAGCUCUGCUGGUGGCUUGCUAGCUAUUUCUAUCGAUCCAGCAGCUAUAGCUAUGCAUGCAUGCAGCAAUGGCGGACGAUGAGCAGCAGCAGGCAGCAGCAUAUGCGUGCGUGCCGCCAGGGUUCAGGUUCCACCCGACGGAGGAGGAGCUGGUGGGGUACUACCUCGCCAGGAAGGUGGCUUCCCAGAAGAUCGACGACCUCGACAUCAUCAGGGAGGUGGAUCUCUACAGGAUCGAGCCAUGGGAUCUCCAGGUCCAGGAGAGGUGCGGCUACUACGGCGGCGGCCAGGAUCAGGAGGAGCCGACGGAGUACUACUUCUUCAGCUACAAGGACCGCAAGUACCCGAGCGGCACGCGCACCAACCGCGCCACCGCCGCCGGCUUCUGGAAGGCCACGGGCAGGGACAAGCCGGUGCUCUCCUCCAGCAGCAGCGGCGUCGUCAUCGGCAUGCGGAAGACGCUGGUGUUCUACCGCGGCCGCGCGCCCAACGGCCGCAAGACGGACUGGAUCAUCCACGAGUACCGGCUGCAGAGCAACGAGCACGCCCCCGCGCAGGAGGAAGGAUGGGUCGUCUGCCGCGCCUUCCACAAGCCCAUGCCCAACCACCACCACCACAUGAUCAGGCACGCCGCCGCUUCCUGCUGCUACUACUAUCCUGCCCCUGCUGCUGCGCCUCCCGCCGCCGGUCUGCCGCCGCAUAAUGGCCACCUGCACCUCCACAGCCCCUCCGCGGAGUCGGCGGUGGAUUGGAACCUGCUGAGCAGCCUGCUACCGCCCGGGCAGCUGGAUUUCGUCCAUCACACGCUGACACCGCCGCCGGCUUCUUCUCCUUCUUCCUGCUCCACGACGACCACCACCACCACCACCAGGAACAAUAACAAUGAAUGAUGCGUGACAAGACAUCUUAAUUUUUCCAGCUAGCAAUCCAAGACGACUGAUUAUUAUAUCUACUGUUUUAACCAACCACGCCCACACUACACACUAGCUAGCUUACGUACGUAGCGUAUAUAUAUAUUUUGCAUUGUAGGGUUACUAGGAACUCAUCAUUUCACGUGUACGAGCUUGAGAUCUAUCUGGAACUGAUAUCAG
This is a messenger RNA of Zea mays, 1100 nucleotides long. RefSeq lists its product as uncharacterized. Gene Ontology annotation, biological process: regulation of DNA-templated transcription. The transcript has 2 exons. The coding region runs from base 66 to 899 and encodes 277 amino acids. Gene Ontology annotation, molecular function: DNA binding. The record is from RefSeq and is marked validated. Lineage: Eukaryota; Viridiplantae; Streptophyta; Magnoliopsida; Poales; Poaceae.